GUUCACUUACUUACUAUGUACCUAAAUCUUCUGGAUCUUCGAAGAAAAGCAGCAAGAGUUCAGAAACUUGCGCAUCGUUAAGCAAACUGACAGAAAAAUACAUGAGCAGAGUGAAACUUUGGGAAAAACAAUGCUGAGGAACGAGACACCUUGCUGCUACCAGGAGUUCAACGAUGAGGAUAGUGCAAGAGCAUCAGUAACUUACCAGCACAAUGGAAAUGCUCCCCAUGAUCAAGAUGAAACCAGCUGUGAUGCCCUACCAGAUGAGGAUGUUAUAGACAACAGUCUAUUUACAACAGCUUUCAACAAAGCUUGUUUGAAGAAUGUCUUUACAGCUAUUCUUGUGCUCAUCUACUUACUCCUGACAACAGUAGCUGUGUUUCUGGCUUACCAAACUAUUUCAGACUUUUUGGAUAAGUUCAACCAUCCUGUAAUGUCUGUGUCAUUUAAAGAGGUUGAGAAGUUUGCUCCUCCAGGAAUUGCACUGUUUCCAGGGAAGGCCCGGUUAUUAAGCUGUCGUCACCAUUACCAUGAUCACAUCCCACCUGGUUUAUCAACAGGUCAGAUGGAAGACAGUGACUGUGUAAUACAGGAAGUUAUUUAUACAGACCCAUACUCCAACCACACAAAAAGGCAAGCGUUGGUGGUUGAAGGUCCAACAGAUGUUAGGAACCGAGAGCUUAUAUUUCUACAGUUCAGUCAGAACGAAACUGAAGAGGACUUCAGUGCCAUCAGUUACAUGCUUUUUGCCCAGUACACUGAUAUGGCUAAAAGUUCAGAUAAGGCUGCAUUUAUGAAGGACUGUGAAAGAAACUACUCCAUGUGGACUUUCUCUGGUGGUUUUCGUACCUGGGUCAAAAUGUCGCUGGUCCGUACAUCUGCGAGAGGAAACGAAUCUGUUGAAUUCAGGCAGGAGUCCAGUGUGGUAAAGUACAAUGACAGAAGGCCUCCAGAACAGCAAAAAAAUGAGCUUUUCUUUGUUGUGUUUCAAUGGCGGGAUCCAUUUAUACAACAAGUCAAAGACAUAGUCACAGCAAACCCCUGGAACACUAUUGCAAUUCUGUGUGGUGUUUUGAUGGCCCUUUUUAAAGCUGCAAACUUUGCCAAACUCAGCAUUAAAUGGAUGAUCAAAAUUCGCAAAAGACACUUAAGGGCAAAAAUGCGUGAAAUGAACCAAAUCAGCUGAAGAGGAUCUGUUUCCUGAAUCAUUAGUGCUCUAUUCAUACAUUUGUACUAUUACCUGUCCACACUUUUAGUGUACACUAACUGGAUUUUAACAUUUUAGAUGAAUUGUUUAUACUUUUAUGAUCAUUUCUGAUGCAUUAGUUUUUUUUAAAACUUGAUCUUUUAAAAUGACUACUGACAGUAUUUUGAAUCUUAAUUCUAAUUGUGUUUUUGCACAAGGACAAAAAUGACAGAUUUUUUCCUAACUGGCUUUGACCAAACAUAGAAGCUUCUUCAGUCACAGACAUUAAUAUGUGAUAGAUGCUGGGUCAUCUAAAAUAUAAAAACAUCUUUUAAGUUGUAUAUGUAGCUAACCUUAUUUGGUUUAAGAGCUUUAUCUGUGGUUUUGUUUUGCUGCUUUUUAUCAUUGUUAAUUGUGGUGCAGAGCACUAUAGGUCCUGGGGACCUGAGUUUGAUCAUUGCUUCUGGUCACUGUCUGUGAGGAGUUUUGCAUGUUUUUACUUGUCUCCAUGGGUUCUCCCACUCCCUAAUACAUGCAGUUUGUGUCUGAAUAACAGAUUUGUUUAUUUUAUCUGUCUGUGAUAGUGAGACAUUAGCAAUUUGGUUUCAGACAGCAAACAUUGUGUGGUUGACACUAAAAGCCAUUUUGUCAGUAUUUUUCAUUUAAGCUGUUACCAAAGGAUGUGUAUGCCUGACUUUAAGUUUGCUAGAUGUUCUAUUUCAAAAUCAUGGGCUAUAACACAAGAUGUACACAAUAUUUGAUAGUAUGUCUGCGGGAUAUUAUACCUAUUCAGUCCAGAUUCAUUGUAAUAUAAUUGAUUUUAUAAACCUGCUAGAAAUGGGUGUGAAACACUUGAACCCACUAAUGAGAAGGGGUGUCCACAUACAUUUGGAUUUACUUGUCUAAGCACAUUUUUUGUAACUGUCUUUGUUGUAGCAAUGAUUACUUGUAUUGCAUCUCAGAGAAAAUACACAAUCCUGAAAUCAGUGAUUUUUUAUAAGUCGAUUUAUAAGAUUUAAAAUAUUUUGUCAUUUUAAGAUUAUGUAGCAAUAAACUUGCAUGUGUUUAAACAUUCAGCUUAUGAACUGUGUUCCAACUUUAAUGAACAUACUGAUGAAGUCUUGUUUUCAUUUAAAGCCUGAGGAUAUUUUGACAUUUGGUGUAUAAACAGGUUGGAGAUGGUUUGAUAUUCUCAACAAGGAAUAUUUAAUGCAGGCUGGUUUAUGAUUUGUUUAAAAGUGAAUAGUACUCUGUGGGAAAAAAUUAAAAAUAAAAUAUAUAACUU
Trichomycterus rosablanca is the source of this 2471-nucleotide messenger RNA. RefSeq names its product proton activated chloride channel 1 (gene pacc1). The coding region runs from base 131 to 1186 and encodes 351 amino acids. The record is from RefSeq and is a predicted model, not a curated record. Lineage: Eukaryota; Metazoa; Chordata; Actinopteri; Siluriformes; Trichomycteridae. The transcript has 8 exons.